Sitophilus oryzae (rice weevil) is the source of this 539-nucleotide messenger RNA. It is a transcript of the gene RpL23, whose product is annotated as 60S ribosomal protein L23. Gene Ontology annotation, cellular component: ribosome; cytosolic large ribosomal subunit. The record is from RefSeq and is a predicted model, not a curated record. The coding region runs from base 72 to 494 and encodes 140 amino acids. Gene Ontology annotation, molecular function: large ribosomal subunit rRNA binding; structural constituent of ribosome. NCBI's taxonomy places the organism in Eukaryota, Metazoa, Arthropoda, Insecta, Coleoptera, Curculionidae. Gene Ontology annotation, biological process: translation. The transcript is spliced from 3 exons.
UUUUGAUUUCUGACAAGUGACAAGUGACACAUAUUUGACAAUUUUGUUCUCUUUUUUCUUUCACAUCAAAAAUGUCGAAGAGAGGACGUGGUGGUUCCGCGGGAGCGAAAUUUAGAAUUUCGCUGGGUUUACCAGUUGGUGCAGUAAUUAACUGCGCAGAUAACACUGGCGCCAAAAAUUUGUAUGUUAUUGCAGUACAAGGUAUCGGAGGCCGAUUGAAUCGGUUACCGGCUGCUGGUUCAGGUGACAUGAUUGUCGCUACAGUUAAAAAGGGCAAGCCAGAACUUAGAAAAAAGGUAAUGCCUGCCGUAGUUAUCAGGCAGAGGAAACCGUUCCGCAGGAAGGAUGGAGUGUUUAUAUACUUUGAAGACAAUGCUGGCGUUAUAGUAAACAACAAGGGUGAAAUGAAAGGCUCCGCUAUCACUGGACCAGUAGCAAAAGAAUGUGCAGACCUUUGGCCCAGGAUAGCUUCAAACGCAAGCAGCAUUGCUUAAAGUUAUAUAUUUAAAAUAUGAAAUUAAAAAUAAGUAUAAUAAACA